Messenger RNA from Aedes aegypti (yellow fever mosquito), 1983 nucleotides. Its product is annotated as glucosylceramidase. The transcript has 3 exons. Gene Ontology annotation, molecular function: glucosylceramidase activity. NCBI's taxonomy places the organism in Eukaryota, Metazoa, Arthropoda, Insecta, Diptera, Culicidae. Gene Ontology annotation, biological process: glucosylceramide catabolic process. The record is from RefSeq and is a predicted model, not a curated record. The coding region runs from base 250 to 1920 and encodes 556 amino acids.
CAUAUAUUCGUCGUUAUCACAAGCUCCUCUCCAUUCUCUCAAAGUUGCGCGCCUCCAUGGAUCCCAAUUUCAUCGCAAUCACACACGUUUCUUUCGAGCGGCGAUAGUUCAACCAUUAAGACAAGUGCGCCAUCCAGCAGUACAUUUUGUGCAGCUGUCGCGCGAAUAUCGCUUCGAAAGCUAACAAGAAUUUGACCUCUUCCCCAGACUGACGACAAUUUCGGGCGCUCCGAUCGCCCCCACUUGACAAUGCCAUCUGCAUCUUCCACCAAAACAGCUUCGACCUUGAACUUGAUCGGUGCUUUGCUGCGAUUGGCGCUGCUUUCGACCAUCGCAAGCGUGGUGAUCGGCAGCGGUUACUUCGAUCGAGUGGCGUCGUUGCCUUGUGCGUUACGUCAGUACCCGACCGGUUCGGUGUGCGUGUGCAAUGUGACCUACUGCGAUACGUUGGAGUUUGAGGAUCCAAGCAGGCCGGGGGAGUUUGUGCUGGUAUCGAGUAGCCGCAAUGGGACCAGAUUUGGGCAGUCCCGCGGAAAGUUUGUGCAAGCGGACAAUGCGACGUUUUUGGCGGCGGUGCGUCUGUUGCCCAGGCAACGGAUGGCAAGGAGUACGCGAUCGGUGAUCAUUGAAGUUAACCGGGAGAAGAGGUAUCAGCGGAUUGUUGGGUUUGGGGGUGCGUUUACCGGGGCCGUUUCGUACAACUUGGGGCUGUUGAAGCCGGAGUUGAGGAAGAGUAUGUACCGAUCGUAUUAUUCGAAGAAGGUGGGCAUCGGGUACAAUAUGAUGAGGAUUCCUAUCGGAGGAUGUGAUUUCGAUUUGAAACCGUGGGCGUACAACGAGUCGCCGAUGGAUGACGCGAAGUUGUCGAACUUCACUGAACUUGACCAGAGGGAUGUGGAGAAGAUCGAGCAGAUCAAGGAACUGAUGGAGGUGACGGGAAAUAGAGAUAUCAAGUUCAUGGGUGCCGCGUGGAGUCCACCGAGAUGGAUGAAGUCGAACAACGAUUGGAGCGGAUCCAGUCGGCUUAAACCCGAGUACUACCAGACGUGGGCAGACUAUCACAUUCAGUAUUUGCGGCUGAUGAAGGCAGCUGGAUUGAACUACUGGGCGAUAUCUACAGGUAACGAACCGAUGAAUGCCGUGAUCGGGUUCCUGUUCAUCCGUUUCAUGAGCCUGGGAUGGGUGGCGACAAAUCAAGGGAAAUGGGUUGCCAAGAAUCUAGGGCCAGCGUUGAAGAAUUCGGAGUUCAAGAACGUCAAACUGUUUGCGGGAGAUGAUCAGCGAUACACAUUCCCGUGGUGGUUUUCGCAGAUGGAUCAGGGUCAUCCGGAUGCCACAAAGUUCGUGGAUGGGUUCGCCGUUCAUUGGUACUGGGACGGAGUGACUCCACCCGGAUUGCUCGAUCAAGCUUCUCACCUAUAUCCUGACAAACUAAUCUUCAACACAGAGGCGUCCCUAGGCGAUAAGCCCUUCCAAACGCAUGGCCCUAUCCUCGGAUCAUGGGAUCGUGCCGAGUCCUACAUAACGUACGUCUUGCAAGAUCUUCAACACAGCGUUAACGGUUGGAUCGACUGGAAUUUGAUGUUGAACGAAAUUGGAGGUCCAAAUUACGCCAACAACUACGUGGAGUCGGCAGUCGUUGUCAAUGCGACCACCGGCGAAGAAGUGUACAAACAACCGAUUUUCUACGGAUUGGGCCACUUCUCGCGAUUCAUCACGGAAGGAUCCGUCCGAGUCGAAACAACCAGCGACGAUUCGGGAAUGAUCGUAGUAGGCUUCUUGCGACCAGACAAUAGGACUGUUCUAGUUUUCUACAAUAAAAAAUCUAGUUCAUGCGAAGUGACGAUCCGCGAUCCGGAACGGGGCCUGACUCAACUGGAGAUUCCGGCCAAGUCGGUGCAUUCCAUUCUCUACGCCUAAUUGAAAUUCGUUUAGUCACAUAAGUAAAUUUGUUAGCCAAAAAUAAACCCAAACUCGGAACUA